This is a messenger RNA of Camellia sinensis, 2186 nucleotides long. Lineage: Eukaryota; Viridiplantae; Streptophyta; Magnoliopsida; Ericales; Theaceae. The record is from RefSeq and is a predicted model, not a curated record.
CUCUGUAUCUCUCUCUCUCUCUCCAACCUCCAACUAUUGGUUUGGAGUGUACUAAGGAAACGUGAGAUUCUUCAAUCAGAGUUGGGUAUGUCAAGCCAACGAUUGAUUUGAUAUUUGAAAACUGCAAUUUCUUACUUCAAAGCUAUUUUCUAGUUGUUGUUUCAACACUCUGCUUUCCCCUGAAUCUGUUUCCUCAUGUGAUUCAGAGACGCUUCUUGUGAAAUCUUGUUCUCAAUUCUGGACUUUCCUGGGAAAAUCUUGAGCUCUUGAGUUCAAAUUUCAUGGAAGAUAUCAAGUUACUGGAAAUGGGUCGGUGAUAGAUCUGUGGAAGGUGGGCUCUCUCUAUCUCUCUCUCUCUCUCUCUGGGUAUCAGUCCACCAAGAAAAAGAGGACCUGAUAACUCACGUCGUUGACACAGGCUUCGCAACAACACAGAAGAUCAGUUAUGUCCAACACAUUAUACUAUCAGCCAAAGCUAGAGGUCGAGGAUUAUUGUUACCCUCAGUUCCAAACAUUUGACCAACAAUCACGCUAUAGCAACAGCAGCCACGGGAGUCACUUCUCCAUUCACACUUCCGGUGAAAAGUACUGCACGCUGGACUCAUUUCCAGCAACGGGUUGUUAUGCUGUUUACAAUUCUCCGUCAACUCUCAGUUUCUCACCCAAUGGAAGUCCCAUAUCUCAGCAAGAGUGUCAUUCAUAUGGGUCCUGUGUAACUGAUGAUUUUAUUGAAUUCAGACACAAGCUGCGUGAACUUGAAACUGUGAUGCUGGGACCGGAUUCUGAUAUACUUGACAGUUAUGAUAGUACUAUCUUACAAGAAGGUGUAGCCUCACCGGAGAUUGACAGCUGGAGACAAAUGAUGGAAGCAAUUCCUAGACGGGACUUGAAACAGGUUCUCAUUGCGUGUGCUAAAUCAGUAUCAGAAAGCGACUUGUUGAAUGCACAACGGUUGAUGGCUGAGUUACGUCAAUUGGUGUCGGUUUCUGGCGAACCAAUUCAACGUUUGGGAGCAUACAUGUUGGAAGGGCUAGUCGCAAGAUUGUCCUCUUCAGGGAGUUUGAUCUACCAAACUUUGAGAUGCAAAGAACCAGCAAGCGCUGACCUCCUAUCAUAUAUGCACAUUCUUUAUGAGGUUUGCCCUUACUUCAAGUUCGGAUACAUGUCUGCAAACGGUGCCAUUGCAGAGGCAAUGAAGGAUGAAAAUAGGGUUCACAUCAUUGAUUUCCAAAUUGGUCAGGGCAGUCAAUGGGUAACUCUGAUCCAGGCUUUCGCAGCUCGGCCAGGUGGGCCUCCACACAUCUGCAUAACAGGAAUCGAUGAUUCCACGUCAGCAUAUGCCCGUGGAGGAGGACUAAACAUCGUGGGACAGAGGCUGUCUAGGCUUGCUGAGUCAUUUAAGGUUCCAUUUGAGUUCCACGGUGCAGCCAUGUCUGGUUGUGAAGUCCAGCUUGAAAAUCUUGGGAUCCGACAUGGGGAAGCUCUUGCUGUGAAUUUCGCAUUCAUGCUACAUCACAUGCCAGAUGAGAGUGUGAGUACUCAGAAUCAUAGGGAUCGGCUUUUGAGGCUUGUUAAAAGCCUCUCUCCCAAAGUGGUGACACUAGUUGAGCAAGAAUCGAACACAAACACUGCUGCGUUCGUCCCACGAUUUCUAGAGGCGUUGGACUAUUACACAGCCAUGUUCGAAUCAAUUGAUGUGACGCUACCAAGGAAACAUAAAGAGCGGAUCAAUGUCGAGCAGCACUGUCUAGCAAGGGAUGUUGUGAAUGUGGUGGCGUGCGAGGGGAUUGAGAGGGUGGAACGGCAUGAGCUUCUUGGGAAGUGGAAAUCACGGUUCACGAUGGCUGGGUUUACUCCAUACCCUUUAAGCUCUUUGGUCAAUGCUACCAUCAAAACACUGCUAGAGAACUACUGUGACAAAUAUAGACUUGAAGAGAGGGAUGGAGCGUUGUAUCUCGGUUGGAUGAACAGAGAUUUGGUAGCUUCUUGUGCGUGGAAGUAGAAAACUUGUAACUGUGCAAUGAUGUACCUUUUUUUUCUUGGGAUUUGGGACAGUGAGCUGAGGUAGAACCUUUAACUUUUUUUUCUUUUUUUUUUAAUUUUAGGUACUUGUAGUUCAUAUAAGAAUAAGGUUCCCUCUGCUGUGUAAUGUACCUUUCAUCAAUCAAAUUAGCUGCUUUCAUUGA